AUGGCAUCUAGUAAAAUGUCAUCUACAUUAUAUCUUAAGUAUUUAAAUGAUUAUAUAAAUAUAAAUUUAAAUGAUACUAAUGAAUAUUUAAUUGAAAAUCUUAAUCAAUCUUAUUUUGAUGAAAUAGAAAAUCAUGCACGUUUUAUUCUUGCUGAAUGGUAUAGUGAACAAAUAAUUGAUGCACAAUCAUUAUUAUAUAUUAAAAAUGUUAGUUAUCUUAAUCGUAAAAUAAUUUUAUUAACAUAUAAAUAUUCUUUAAAUAAAAAUCAAGUUGAACGUAUUAAAAAUCUUCUUUUUAAUUCUGAAAUUAUUCAAUUAUUAACAUCAAUCAUACAAUCAAUUAUUGAAACAAAUUUACGACAUCAAGAUAAUUUUCUUUAUUAUUUAUCAAUAUUAAUUAAUGUUUAUUCAAUUGUAAAAUAUUCAAAACCAAUUUUUAAUCAAAUAACUAAACAAGCAAUUCAAUCAAAAUAUUAUAAACAAUAUUUAACUGAAUUAUUUUCAAUAAAUAUUCAACCAAUACAUUUAUUUUUUAUAGGUACUAUUGGUCAACUUGCUCAACCUAUACAUGAUUCAACAUUUAAUGAAUUAUAUUCAAAAUUUUUUACAAAAUUUUAUAAUGAAAAAAUUUUAUCUGAUAAUAAUGAUUUACAUUAUUGUACAUUAGGUAUACUUUCUCAAAUAGAUAUUUCAUAUUUAAUAAAUGAUUAUUCAUGUAUAUCAAUAUUAUUAUCAAUAUUUAUAAAUUCAUCAUCAAAAUUUGCAAAAGAAAAUACAAAAAUUUUACUUUUACCUAUUUUAAAUAUAUUUAAUUUACUUUGUAUACAAUCAAAAACUGUUGCUUGUUAUUUAAAUAGUGAUCAAUUAAUUGAUAUACUUCUUCAAUAUAUAAUAAAUCAACAAAAUUAUCAAUUAAAUAUUAAUGCUUGUCUUUUACUUGGACAUAUUAUUAGUGAAAAACAAUUAAUUCAACUUCGAAUCAGUUAUAAAUUAACAAUGAAAUUUAUGAAUUUAUUAUAUUGUUAUAAACAAGAAAUAAAAAAUAUACUUCAGAGUUUGUUAUCAUUAACAAUUCAUGAACAAAUACAAUACAUUAUUGCAGAUACUUAUCAAUUACAAAAUCUUAUUGAAUUAAGUGAAAAUUAUCCAAUUAUUUAUGAUAUUAUUUGGAAACUUUCAUUUCAUUCGGAUAUUUUAGAACAAUUAAUUAAACGACAUAAUGAUUUUCUUGAAAAAUUAUCAUCAUUAUCAAAUAUACCAGCUGCAAAUGGUAUAUUAGAAAAUAUUCAAAUGAGAAAUUUAUCUCGUUUACCAAUAAAAGAUGGAAUAUCAUUUGAUAUUGCUCUUAUUUCAUCUGUAAAAGAUCGUCUUGUUGUUCAAUCCAUUCAAGAAAGUUUUGAAAAAUUUGGUUUUCGUAUUGGUACAAUACGUAAUUCAUUCAAUAUUCUUUUAUGUAUAAGUGAAGAAUCAAAACAUGAUUGUACAUGUCAAGCAGCUAUUCGACAAGCUUUACUUGAUUGUAAAAAAAUUAUUCUAUGUAUUGUACAAAAAUCAUAUCGUUUCGAUGAUUGGUUUAAUAUACUUAAUAUUGACGAGAAAAAACUUUUUAAAAUAACUGAAUCUAAUAUAGAAAAAAUGAUAUCUGAAAUUCAAAUCGAUCUUAAUAAUAAUAAUAAUAAUAAUAAUAAUAAUAGCCAUAAUUUACCAGCUAUUGUCAAACAUACUCAAAUAGUUACACCUCUUCAUCGAACUUCUCAUACUAAUCUUACAUCAUCUUCUUCAUCACCAAAAGUACAACUACCUACAAUAUCUUCACAUGUUCAAACAAAAAAAAUUCAAAAUUGGACACAUCAAGAAGUACUUGAAUGGUGUGCUAAAAAUAAUUUAAAUGCUUUUACGAAAAUUUUAACACUUUAUGAUGGUCGUAGUUUAAUUGCACUUGCACAUAUAUCACGAAUGAAUGCACCACAUACAAUUAUGAAUCAAUUACGAAAUGAUUGUCGUAAACAUGGUCUUAAAUUAUCAUUUGUUGAAUUUGUACAUUUUCAAGCAGCACUUGAUGAACUUCUGCGUUUCGAACGAAAUCAAGCAAGAAAACAGUCCGUAUCAACAUUAGCUACACGUUAUGUAUUUAAACGAAAAAACAAGAAAUAA
Messenger RNA from Rotaria sordida, 2154 nucleotides. The record is from the annotation of a GenBank genome assembly. NCBI's taxonomy places the organism in Eukaryota, Metazoa, Rotifera, Eurotatoria, Philodinida, Philodinidae.